AUGCCCCGCAGGCUACAGUGGUGGACCGCCUGCGUCGCGCUGCUGCUGCCCUUGACACGAGCAGCGCAGCAUCCCAACAUCGUGAUGAUUCUCGCUGACGAUCUGGGUUGGCACGACGUGAGUUACCACGGCUCGGACCAGAUCCCGACGCCCAACAUCGACGUGCUCGCCAUGGACGGCGUUGUGCUGGCCAAUAACUACGUCCAGCCCCUCUGCACUCCGUCUCGGGCGGCGCUGCUCACGGGCUACUACCCCAUACACACCGGGACACAGCACUCGAGUUUUCGCAGCGCAGAACCUGCAGGACUAGACCCUGACUUAAAGCUGCUGCCUGAAUACCUCAAAGACCUAGGCUACUCAACCCAUAUGGUUGGCAAGUGGCACCUGGGAUUUAGCAAAGACGAAUACACGCCGACUAGCCGGGGCUUUGACACGUUCUACGGAGUUUACAAUGGCGAAGUGGAUUACUGGACCCACUUCAGCAGAGACCCGUCGCUGGACAUGUCUGGGCACGCGCUGAAGGCGAAUCGGAGGCCACUGCUCGAAGAAAUGGGCCGCUACCUCACCGCUCUCUUUGUCAAAGAAGCGGCUGCAAUAAUUGGAAGCCAGAAAAGCAGUUACCUGCGAUGCAGGCAUCUAAAGCAGCCCGCCUGGUUUUGUCCGCAGCCUUUCUUCCUAUACUUCGCCCCGACGGCUGUUCACUGCGGCGGGCUGAACGAUUCGCUCCAGGCGCCCAAGGAGUACGUGGCCAAGUACGCCUACCUGGGCGACUACGACAGGCAGGUUUUUGCCGGUACGUUUCCGCGCAAGGCCAGCUCCUAUCGAAUAAAUUCUGCGCGUCUGUUUGAAGAAGGGGCGUCUUUCUUUCUUUCUUUCUUUCUUUCGCAAUGUUUUUUUUUUUUUCACCGCAAUAACAGCUCCCUUGUUGGCCGAAACCUUGCUUGUUAUCGACUUGCCUACCACAAUUUGCUUCAGCCUGCGGUCGGAGGUCGCUUUUCCGUACGAACUGCCUUCGCGAGGCAGGGUGCAGAACGAAGCUUGGCCGAGCUGGACAACGCGGUGGGUGCCAUCGUGGAAGCACUCUACAAGGGCGGCCUGCUGAACAACACGGUGAUCGCCUUCUCAACGGACAACGGUGGGGCGCCCGUGGGAUUUUCGCGCAACACGUCGCCCAAUUGGCCCCUGCGCGGUUCCAAGGGCACUGUGGCCGAAGGCGGCGUGCGAGGCCCGGGCUUCCUCUGGACGCCCCGGCUGGCCACACGCGCAAAGGCCACCAAGCAGCUCUUCCACAUCACCGACUGGCUGCCUACAUUUUACGCAGCGGCGGGAGGCAAUAUGAAGAACGUGCCCCAAAUCGAUGGCGUAAACCAGUGGCAGUCGCUGACGCUGGGAGCGCCGUGGCCUCGUAAGGAGGUGCUUUACAACAUCGACCCGGUGUGGGGUCAGUCGGCCAUACGCGGCGAGCGCUUCAAGAUCAUGGAGGACCACAACAACACGGUGUUCCCCAACUACGAAUGGUACGACCCAGUCGGUGGCUUGGCUCCCGACCACUGGAACACGCUUCACGAAGCGAGGCAGGCUUGCCUCGCGGCUCAGGUGUUGUCCUGCUUCCACGGAAAGACCUUAGAGACACCAAAGGAGCUACCGGAUGCAGUGCUGACUGAAAUUAUGGUACAGGGAGGACAAUACUGUCACCCAUCUAUGGGACCCUGCAUGUAUGACCUCGAGAACGACCCGUGGGAGAGGGUCAACAUUUACCGCCCUGACCACCCCGAAUACAUGAAACUGAGGGCUCGACUUGAUGAACUGAAGCUAACGAUGAAGGCCCCGCUCACUGGCACACCGGAUCCCAGGGCUGACCCUCUGCGCCGAGAGGGUAUCUGGGAGUCGUGGCAGGACUGAGGUGAUUAUCUCUUAUUUUUCCCUCCACCAUCUCCUGUGCGGUUGUCGCAUUCAGCUCAUUGAGGCGCAUCACGCGUUUUUGUUUCGUUAGCGACCCCUUCCCUAAGGGACGAGGCACCGAACUGACGCUGGGUUCUCGUACAAGGACUGACAAGCUCAUCAGCGGCGGCAGUCUGAGUGGGCGACCUUUGCUGGGCCUCGCCUCGUGGGAAGGACCAUCUCCUUUCGCGGGGCGAUUUGCCACUGUCGUGCGUUUCGCUCAUGUGUGUUUCUGUGCUGGAUAUGUCUUGAUUGCCUCGUUGCCGCAUCUUUCGCUACUUGUAAUUUCGUCCGGGCCGUACCGCCAACACGUUGCAGCGCUGAUUGGUAGCCCGCGCGACCAAUAUUGUGGGCUGCAGGAAUCCUUCCGAUAAAACACUUAGCCCUGCUAGUUGAUUUCAUUUGUUUUAUUACGGCUCCAGCACGAACAGCGUGCUCCCGCCAUAAUCCCCUGGCUGCUCAAGAUGUCAUCGUGUAAGUCCUGAAGACACAGUACGCUGCACGGGAACGCGAUGACUGCUCAGCGGCUGCUCGUGAAAUCGGCCUAAUGUUAGCCACGCAGCAAAGGCGCACGGGGCAAUUCACAGCGUCCUGUACAAAAUAUGCGUGUACUAAAGGCAGCAUAUCUUGGCAGGGUGAAGGACCUAGAAAAGUUUCAGUCGUAGCGAAGCUUAGAGUUGCAGUCCGCACUGGUGUCGGCGACCAACAGUUGCAUAAACUGCUUUGCAAGCUUCAUUUUGAAACGGCGUCACCCUUGCGGACUUCGUGCUCAGUCUUGGCACCGACAAUAUUGUGGUAACUGCAAGGGACGCAUGCGAAAUAAGGACGGGAGACUUCACAUUUUCUACUUUACUGUUUUAAUUCGUGAUCUUUGAAAAGUACAGAGCAAUUCAACAAAUCAUACAGCAUAGCUUUAACGCAAUUGUACGAGUUCAUGUUACUGGCAUGGGAAACAUUAAGAAAAUGAAUUACACUGUCUGUACAAUACAACAGCGGUGCGCACUAUGUUAUGCGAACAUCCGCUCAGGAUGCUCUCGCUUCUGUGGUUGUGCUGCUAUAGAUACGAUUCUCUGUGUUGUCUCGAGGCGCGGAAUCCAAAUGCGUAGCAUUGAUCGUGAAGAAUACUCACGACAGCCUCUACUGAAUUCUAGAUUAUUUGUGUUUCUUGACCGUAACUGAAUUUCACCCAACAUGACCCUUUGCAUAUUGUGAACAGCAGCAAAAUAAACACCGUAUUAUACUGCUAACUUUAACAAUAUGCUUGGUGCGCGAACAUUCCUCUACAUGACAAUGAACUGCACUUGUAUAAGCCUAUAGAGCUAAGGAUUAACAGACCCACUUCAAUCGAAAUGAACAACGACUGUACAUGUGCAAACCUCCAGCUAAACUUUUAAAUGGAAAACAUGAAAUGUAUGCAUAAAAAGGCAUCAGUGAGCACAAUGCAGCCACUAUAAACGCUAGAGGCACGCAGGCGUACCGUUAACUGCAGCACUUUAUGUAGCCGCUAUCCACGGCUGACGUUCUGCUACAGGUAAUCGCGGCAGAGAACAAUGUUCUCGUCUCUACCAGCAAAUUCAAUUUUUACGUUUAGUCCCAACACUCCAGUGAGAAUAAAUAUAUAGUUCCACAUUGGGAUUAAAAGGUAUAUUCCAAUUAGCGUCGGUAAUGAGAAAUAUUGUUAAAUCACAGUCAAGCGUAGCAGCUAUGUAUGCCGGUAUAUAUGCGUGAGUCUCGUGCCCCUCGUUCUUUUUUCCUUUCUUUGUCCUAAGGAUUUAUUAUUUUUACAUCUGCAUACAUUUCGUGUUUUUCUCAUGAUAAUUCAUACCUAAUACGGGCGUAUCUCCUCUCUGUCCCGACGUGGGAGCGGCCCGCAUCAGUCCCAGACUGAUCCCUCAGGACCUAAAUAAAGUUCUUCAUACCAUA
Molecule: messenger RNA, 3864 nt
Organism: Dermacentor andersoni
Lineage: Eukaryota; Metazoa; Arthropoda; Arachnida; Ixodida; Ixodidae
Source: RefSeq, a predicted model, not a curated record